AUGGCCGACUUUGGCCAUUCCUCUGAGCUGGCCUUCGUGGUGGAGCCUAGCGAUGACAUCGCGGUGCAGGAGCAGCCCUUGAUCCUUUACUGCCAGGUGGAGGGCAUCCAGCCCAUCACCAUCACGUGGCGGAAGAACGGCGUGAUGAUUGUGGACAGUGAGAAUGCCUUCGUGUUGGCCAACGGGUCGCUCUACGUCUCCCGCUUCCAGAGGGUCCGGGGCGAUGGGUCUUCAGAUGAAGGCGAGUAUGACUGCGUGGCGCAAAACCACUACGGGCUGGUGGUCAGCCGGAAGGCCAGGAUUCAGGCAGCAACAAUGUCUGACUUCCACAUCCACCCUCAGAAUGCAGUGGUAGAGGAAGGAGGUGUAGCCAGAUUCCAGUGCCAGAUCCAUGGCUUGCCCGAGCCAGUCAUCCUCUGGCAGAAGAACCGCAUGCCGGUCAACACAGACAAUGAAAGGUACACGCUACUUCCCAAGGGAGUCCUCCAGAUUACAGGACUGAGGGCAGAAGACAGUGGGAUUUUUCAUUGUGUUGCUACCAAUAUUGCUAAUGUGAAGUUCAGCCGGGAGGCCAGGCUCACCGUGUCAGGUUCCCACUCCACCGUUUACAAGGACCCCAUGAUUCUCGUUGGCCCGGAGAACCUGACGCUGACUGUGCACCAGACGGCGGUGCUGGAGUGCAUCGCCACCGGCAACCCCCGCCCCAUCGUCUCCUGGAGCCGCCUAGAUGGCCGCCCGAUUGGUGUGGAGGGGAUCCAGGUGCUGGGGACAGGAAACCUGAUGAUCUCAGACCUCACAGUGCAGCACUCUGGCAUCUACGUGUGCGCUGCCAACAAACCGGGCACGCGGGUGCGAAGGACAGCACAGGGCCGGCUCGUGGUGCAAGCCCCUGCAGAGUUUGUGCAGCAUCCCCAAUCGAUAUCCAGGCCUGCAGGGACAACUGCCAUCUUCACAUGUGUAGCCCAGGGUGAACCACCACCACAGAUCACUUGGCUGAGGAAUGGGCAGAUACUGGAGACCAGCGACCACAUUAAGCUGAAGAAUAACAACAGCACUCUCUCCAUCUAUGGGAUCAACCAGGCAGAUGAAGCCAUCUACCAGUGCAUUGCCGAGAACAGUGCCGGCUCCACGCAGGCCAGCGCCCGCCUGACGGUCCUGUGGGCAGAUGGGCUGCCCGGGCCUCCCCAGAGCGUGAAGGCUGAGACAGUCUCUGCGACCACCAUCCAGGUGUCUUGGAAAGAACCUCUGCAGAACACCAAGGAGAUCAUUGGCUAUGUGCUGCACAUCCGGAAAGCCGCAGAUCCAGUAGAGAUGGAGUAUCAGGAGGCUGUCAGCAAGAGCACCUUCCAGCAGCUAGUGACAGAUUUAGAGCCCUCGACCAGCUAUAGCUUUUAUAUCAAGGCCUACACCUCCCGGGGGGCCAGCAAAGCCUCCGAAGUCACCGUGGUGAGCACGCUGGGAGAAGUCCCAGCCAUGCCGUCCCUCUUUAUCAAAGUCAUUAAUAGCACGACUGUCCAGGCGACGUGGGAACCCUCCAUCAAGCUGGGCCAGCACGAAGGCUUCAAGCUGUAUUACCGCAAGGUCCACCUCUCCCAGUACACUGGGCCGGUGCUGCUGCCCAGCAACGUGACAACCUACAACAUUACCCAUCUGGAUGCAUCAGUGGUGUAUGAAGUGAAGCUCCUUGCCUAUAACCAGCAUGGGGAUGGAAACGCAACGAUCCGCUUCGUGUCCUUGAGGGAGACUGUGGAGAGGACAGUGCUGAAUCCCCCGUGUGACUGCAUGAAGGACGAGCAGAACAAUAAAACCUCCGCAACCGGCAUCAUCAUCGGGAUCCACAUCGGUGUCACCUGCAUCAUAUUCUGUGUCCUCUUCCUCAUGUUUGGGUACAGAGGAAGGCUGCUGAUGUGCAAAAAUGUGCAGGAGCAGCUGUCGACCCCACAGGUCCCCAGGAGCCAGCGGAUUGUCACCGGCCUCGCCCUGAACGGGGCUGCACGCAGGGACAGGGACGACCGAGACUUGAACGGAAAGCAGCUGGAUAUGAAUGAGCUGGAGAGAUUAUUCCCAGCAUCCCCAUCCCAGGAGCAGCAGGAUAAGGGAAUAACGUCGGCUCACAGCUCCCCAGGCCCCCACAGUGACACCCAGAUAACCACACUCCCUCUGGACGAGUUCAGCAUCAUCGAGGAGCACCCAGACCCCCUCCCAAAGAGCCCCCCCAGCAGCAGCCCCACGGCUCCAGCUCCCGACCAUGGUCCCACCAAUGAAGGAUAAAACUGCCAAGACUCAAACCCUCUUGUAGGAGUUACCAGA
Chaetura pelagica (chimney swift) is the source of this 2310-nucleotide messenger RNA. RefSeq names its product immunoglobulin superfamily, DCC subclass, member 3 (gene IGDCC3). The record is from RefSeq and is a predicted model, not a curated record. NCBI's taxonomy places the organism in Eukaryota, Metazoa, Chordata, Aves, Apodiformes, Apodidae. Gene Ontology annotation, molecular function: protein binding. Bases 1 to 2271 code for a protein of 756 amino acids. Gene Ontology annotation, biological process: axon guidance; cell-cell adhesion. Gene Ontology annotation, cellular component: axon; plasma membrane. The transcript is spliced from 14 exons.